CUAAAGCUUCAUCAAAAGAUCUUAGCUCAUAUACUUUGGUUUGGACGGAUUGCAUCAUUAAUUUUAAAGUUUUGAUUUGGUCGAAUUCACAAUGAGAGAUGUGUAGAUAUUGUAUCCUUUGCAGGUAAUAAUGUUCCAGAGGCACCCCUUGGAGAUUCUCCAGGCCUGAGAAGUUGAGAAUUGGUGUACAGUAGAGCCCUCCCAGGGUUUGCGAGUUAGGAUAAGAGAAUUUGAUUGAUUAGUACUUGAGCAUUGCAUUGCUCUUACGACAAUUGAAUAUUGAGCAGUUAUGGAAGGUGACAUGAUGAAUCUGAUCAAGGUGUGCCCCUCAGUUGUCAUAUCUUUAUGCUACUGUUAUUGGAUCCGCAAAUUGGUCCCUCCAGGAAUAAAAAGACUUGUGUUUCUUCUUCCCAUCAUAUGCUUGUACAUUUUCAUUCCUCUCAGCUUUUCUUCUGUACACUUGACUGGCACCAUAGGUUUCUUCCUCGCCUGGCUAGCAAACUUCAAACUCUUACUCUUUGCUUUCGAUAUGGGACCUUUGUCCUCUCACCCAUUAAUCUCUCUUCCACGUUUUGUUGCUGUUGCGUGCUUCCCUAUCAAGAUCCAACAAAAUCAACCUCGUCAAAAUGGUAAAACCCCACAUCCAAAUCCAUCUUCAAUGAUACGGUAUGCCAUAAAGGGUCUUUCUUUGGGCGUUUUGCUGAAAAUCUAUGACUACAGCGAUCGUAUUCAUCCGAAAGUGAUAAUGUGCAUGUACUGUUUCCACAUCUACUUUUUGUUGGAAAUAAUCUUAGCCAUGGUUGCAGCCAUGGCUCGAAGCAUGAUGGGGUUGGAGCUGGAGCCACAGUUCAAUGAUCCACUGAGCUCAACCUCACUGCAAGACUUCUGGGGGAGAAGAUGGAACCUCAUGGUCACCAGCAUCCUGCGACCAACGGUGUACGAUCCCACAUUGAAAGCUGCAGUGAAUGUCGUGGGUCCCAAGUGGGCCCCACUACCAGCGGUGUUUGGAACCUUUGUGGUUUCUGGUUUGAUGCAUGAGUUGAUACUGUUCUACAUGGGGAGGUUGCAGCCCACCUUCUGGAUGACGUGGUUCUUUGUCCUACAUGGGAUCUUCCUGACGGUGGAGAUUGCGUUCAAGAGGGCCCUCACAGCCAGGUGCCGGUUGCCGAGGUUUGUGUCGGGGCCAUUGACCGUCGGAUUUGUCUUAGCCACCGGCAUUAGCCUGUUCCUGCCGGAGUUCAUACGGUGUCAGAUUGAUGUUAAGGCGUUUCAGGAAUACGCUGAGUUAGGGCAGCUUCUAAACAAUCUCACUUGCGGCAUCUUUCAUAAUAGUAAUCUUUAGGUGUGGGGAUAAUAUGCAUGUUUCGAGCAUAUUUUUAUAAGUCGUCUUUUAUCACUACUAUGCGAUUCAUUUCUUAUUUAAUAAACAAGCAUUACCUAUUAAA
Glycine soja is the source of this 1445-nucleotide messenger RNA. Its product is annotated as acyl-CoA--sterol O-acyltransferase 1. Lineage: Eukaryota; Viridiplantae; Streptophyta; Magnoliopsida; Fabales; Fabaceae. Bases 290 to 1342 code for a protein of 350 amino acids. Gene Ontology annotation, biological process: lipid metabolic process. The record is from RefSeq and is a predicted model, not a curated record. The transcript is spliced from 2 exons.